AUGACAGCCUCACCUGCACCAUUCACCAUGCUACCUCCUGGUUAUCUGGAAUCUCAACCACCUCAAAGGGAAAUAACCAUGCAAAAUCUUCUAGACACUCAACAACGACUCUCUGAACAAGCUCGAGAGGCGUUACCCUACGCGUUCGAUGAAUGUACAUAUGACAAGGGAUAUCUAAGACAGUCCAUAUGGAGUUGUUUAGACUGUGGGGAGAAUGUUGGAGUAUGUUAUGGAUGUUCUAUAAGUUGUCACUCUAAUCAUAGAUUAGUAGAAUUAUGGACAAGACGUCAUUUCAAAUGUGAUUGUCCAACUUCUUCUACCUCCAAUCGAUGUACUCUGAUCCCACCUCAUCGACAACCUCAAGAUAAGAACGAAGAGAAUUGUUAUACUCAUAAUUUUCGAGGAAAGUUCUGUCGAUGUGAAAAACCUUACGAUCCGGAGACAGAAGAAGAAGCAAUGAUAAAUUGUAUAGGAUGUGAAGAUUGGUAUCAUGAAACAUGUCUAAAUCUUCGUCCUGUUUUGCACUCGUUAGGCCUACCUCCCAUCUCGUCGACCUCAUCACACGAUUCGUUAGAUCCCACAAGAAACGAUCAUGGUCACGACGAUCGACCUUUGGAUGUUACAGGGAUAGAAGAGGAGGAAGAAGAUGUAGAGGAGAAAGGAGUUUUGAUUCCUAGUGAUUCUUAUGAUGGACUUAUUUGUGCUAGAUGCGUAGAGGGUAAUGCGUUUUUGAGAAAGAUGGCGGGGAAGGAAGGAUGGAUGGUCAUAGAACCGAACGAGACGGAUGGGUUUAGAAUCAUCGCCAGGAAGAAGGGACAUAUAGAGAAUGGAGAAGAAUUAAAUUUGAAAAGACCUCAUCCUGAUUCCAAUCCCGAUGUCUCAUACAAAAAACCCAAACUUGAAGAUAUCUCCUCUGAAUGGAAGUGGGAGAAACGUCAAGGAAAAGGUGAUAUUUUCUUAGCUCACGACAUUCGUACACAAUUGCAAAAUACAUUAGACAAAACAAUAAUAGAAACACUUCCCUUCCCUUUAGUAGAUGAAGAAAUAUACGAACCACCUCGUGAACCUGAUGAACCUGAAGAAACAUUAGAACAAGUGACAGAUAGAGUUAUCUCUACUCUUCCUAGAGUUCAAGCUAUAGAAGCUUUACAUGGUUAUACAAAGAUGAAAACACGAUUACAAACUUUGCUCGCUCAACAUGCAUCACGAGGAGAGACAGUAACUAGAGAAACUAUUGAAUCUUUCUUUGAAGAUCUUCGUCGGAAUUGA
Messenger RNA from Tremella mesenterica DSM 1558, 1269 nucleotides. RefSeq lists its product as uncharacterized. NCBI's taxonomy places the organism in Eukaryota, Fungi, Basidiomycota, Tremellomycetes, Tremellales, Tremellaceae. Gene Ontology annotation, molecular function: zinc ion binding; ubiquitin protein ligase activity. Gene Ontology annotation, cellular component: cytoplasm. The transcript is spliced from 5 exons. Bases 1 to 1269 code for a protein of 422 amino acids. The record is from RefSeq and is a predicted model, not a curated record.